AUGCUUCUAACUCGUUCUUUCCCAGAACCUCACCUUGUCCAGCCCCUGGCACCCAGACCCCGGGCCCAGACCCCGUGCCCAGCCCCAGGCACCCAGACCCCGGGCCCAGACCCCGUGCCCAGCCCCAGGCACCCAGACCCCGUGCCCAGCCCCAGGCACCCAGACCCCGUACCCAUCCCCUGGCACCCAGACCCCGUGCCCAGCCCCUGGCACCCAGACCCCGUGCCCAGCCCCAGGCACCCAGACCCCGUGCCCAGCCCCAGGCACCCAGACCCCGGGCCCAGCCCCUGGCACCCAGACCCCGUGCCCAGCCCCUGGCACCCAGACCCCGUGCCCAGCCCCUGGCACCCAGACCCCGUGCCCAGCCCCUGGCACCCAGACCCCGUGCCCAGCCCCUGGCACCCAGACCCCGUGCCCAGCCCCUGGCACCCAGACCCCGUGCCCAGCCCCUGGCACCCAGACCCCGUGCCCAGCCCCUGGCACCCAGACCCCGGGCCCAGCCCCUGGCACCCAGACCCCGGGCCCAGCCCCUGGCACCCAGACCCCGUGCCCAUCCCCUGGCACCCAGACCCCGUGCCCAGCCCCUGGCACCCAGACCCCGUACCCAUCCCCUGGCACCCAGACCCCGUGCCCAGCCCCUGGCACCCAGACCCCGUGCCCAUCCCCUGGCACCCAGACCCCGUGCCCAGCCCCAGGCACCCAGACCCCGGGCCAGCGCUUUGGGACAUUCCCCCCCGACAUGAAAGGUGCAAUUAUACACGUGGAUUGAAAUUGUUUACAAAGUUAAUACAUAAAAAACUUGUUUCAGAUUCUGUAAAUUGA
Molecule: messenger RNA, 822 nt
Organism: Callorhinchus milii (elephant shark)
Lineage: Eukaryota; Metazoa; Chordata; Chondrichthyes; Chimaeriformes; Callorhinchidae
Product: vegetative cell wall protein gp1-like
Exons: 1
Coding region: 1-822 (273 amino acids)
Source: RefSeq, a predicted model, not a curated record